This is a messenger RNA of Propithecus coquereli (Coquerel's sifaka), 4513 nucleotides long. It is a transcript of the gene ASTN1, whose product is annotated as astrotactin 1. Lineage: Eukaryota; Metazoa; Chordata; Mammalia; Primates; Indriidae. Gene Ontology annotation, biological process: neuron cell-cell adhesion; neuron migration. Gene Ontology annotation, molecular function: protein binding. Bases 282 to 4160 code for a protein of 1292 amino acids. The transcript is spliced from 23 exons. The record is from RefSeq and is a predicted model, not a curated record.
CUUCCUCUUCCCUCUCCACGUCCUUCCUUCCCUCUUUCUCCGCUCCCCCUCCCCCCGCCCUUCCCCAGACAAGCAGCUCCGGGAAACAAAGAACCCGGGCUCCCCAGACCCGGGAGCUGGAAUCCAGCGCUCUGCAGGCGGCACCGCGUGCGGGGACCCGGCCUCUCCCGGAUCGCCAUCCCUCCCCCGCCGCCCCCGCCCCCGCGCGCGCUCGCUCGCUCCCUCCCGCUCGCUGCCGCCCCCACCGCCGCGGCGCUGCGAGGAAGGCGGCCGGGCUCAAGAUGGCUUUAGCCGGGCUCUGCGCCCUGCUCGCCUGCUGCUGGGGGCCGGCCGCGGUGCUGGCCACGGCCGCCGGCGACGCCGACCCAUCCAAGGAGCUGGAGUGCAAGCUCAAAAGCAUCACGGUGUCGGCGCUGCCCUUCCUGCGCGAGAACGACCUGAGCAUCAUGCACAGCCCCUCGGCCUCCGAGCCCAAGCUCCUCUUCUCGGUGCGCAACGACUUCCCGGGAGAGAUGGUCGUGGUGGACGACCUGGAGAACACCGAGCUGCCCUACUUCGUGCUGGAGAUCUCAGGGAACACAGAGGACAUCCCUCUGGUGCGCUGGAGGCAGCAGUGGCUGGAGAACGGCACUUUGCUUUUUCACAUCCAUCACCAAGAUGGUGCCCCGAGCCUCCCUGGGCAAGACCCGACUGAGGAGCCCCAGCAUGAGUCCGCAGAAGAGGAGCUGAGGAUCCUCCACAUCUCCGUCAUGGGUGGCAUGAUCGCUCUGCUGCUGUCCAUCUUGUGCCUGGUGAUGAUCCUGUACACUCGCCGGCGCUGGUGCAAACGCCGCCGGGUCCCCCAGCCCCAGAAAAGCGCCAGCGCCGAGGCAGCCAACGAGAUCCACUACAUCCCCUCUGUGCUGAUCGGUGGGCACGGGCGCGAGAGUCUGCGCAACGCCCGCGUGCAGGGCCACAACUCCAGCGGCACCCUGAGCAUCCGGGAGACGCCCAUCCUGGAUGGCUACGAGUACGACAUCACCGACCUACGCCACCACCUGCAGCGCGAGUGCAUGAACGGAGGGGAGGACUUCGCCAGCCAGGUCACCCGCACCCUGGACUCCCUGCAGGGCUGCAAUGAGAAGGCGGGCAUGGACCUCACGCCAGGCAGUGACAAUGCCAAGCUGUCGCUGAUGAACAAGUAUAAAGAUAACAUUAUUGCCACCAGCCCAGUGGACUCCAACCACCAGCAGGCCACCCUGCUCUCUCACACCUCCAGCAGUCAGAGAAAGCGGAUCAACAACAAAGCAAGAGCUGGUUCCGCCUUCUUGAACCCUGAAGGGGACUCUAGCACAGAGGCAGAAAACGACCCCCAGCUGACCUUUUACACAGACCCCUCAAGGAGCCGGAGGCGCAGCAGAGUGGGUUCUCCCCGAAGUCCUGUGAAUAAGACCACCUUGACCCUGAUCAGCAUCACUAGCUGUGUGAUCGGCCUCGUGUGCUCCUCUCAUGUCAGCUGCCCUCUUGUUGUCAAGAUCACCCUGCACGUCCCUGAGCACCUGAUCGCUGAUGGGAGCCGCUUCAUCUUGCUGGAGGGGAGUCAGCUGGAUGCCAGCGACUGGCUGAACCCUGCCCAGGUGGUUCUCUUCUCUCAGCAGAACUCCAGUGGGCCCUGGGCCAUGGACCUCUGUGCCCGGAGGCUCCUGGACCCCUGCGAACACCAAUGUGACCCCGAAACUGGGGAAUGCCUCUGCUAUGAAGGCUACAUGAAGGAUCCCGUGCACAAGCACCUUUGCAUUCGGAAUGAAUGGGGGACCAACCAGGGGCCUUGGCCUUAUACAAUAUUUCAGCGAGGCUUUGACCUGGUUUUGGGAGAGCAGCCCUCUGAUAAAAUAUUCAGAUUCACCUACACCCUUGGGGAGGGCAUGUGGCUGCCCCUCAGCAAGAGCUUUGUGAUCCCGCCAGCAGAACUGGCCAUCAACCCGUCGGCAAAGUGCAAGACCGACAUGACCGUGAUGGAGGACGCCGUGGAGGUCAGAGAAGAGCUGAUGACUUCAUCCUCUUUCGACAGCCUGGAGGUUCUCUUAGAUUCCUUUGGGCCCGUGCGGGACUGCAGCAAAGAUAACGGGGGCUGCAGUAAGAAUUUCCGUUGCAUUUCAGAUCGCAAGCUGGACUCUACCGGUUGUGUGUGCCCGUCCGGACUCAGCCCCAUGAAGGACGGCUCGGGCUGCUACGACCGCCACGUCGGGGUGGACUGUUCCGACGGCUUCAACGGCGGCUGCGAGCAGCUGUGCCUGCAGCAGAUGGCGCCCUUCGCCGACGAGCCCGCGCUCUACAACAUCCUCAUGUUCUGCGGGUGCAUUGAGGAUUACAAGCUGGGGAUAGAUGGACGCUCUUGCCAACUCAUCACGGAGACCUGCCCGGAGGGAGGUGACUGUGGGGAAAGCAGGGAGCUUCCCAUGAACCAGACCCUCUUUGGGGAGAUGUUCUUUGGUUACAACAACCAUUCCAAGGAAGUGGCUGCUGGACAGGUGCUGAAAGGAACAUUCAGCUUAAAUGCAUCCAGCAGAGUUGUCCCCCAGCAGUUAAGUAAUGGGGUUCAGUUGUCGUGUUUUCCAUCUGGGACGCGUGAACCAAUCCAGCGCGCUGAGCCUGCGUCUCCUCUGUCCCCAGGGAUGGUGAACUUCAGCGAAGUGUCCGGAUACCCGCUGCGGCAGCUCUGGAAGGUCCGGUCUGUGAUGUACCACCUCAAACUCAACCAAGUCGCCGUCUCUCAGGCCCUCAACAAUGCUCUCCACUCGCUGGAUGGGGCUACGUCUCGUGCAGAUUUUGUGGCUUUGUUGGACCAGUUUGGCAACCAUUACAUCCAGGAAGCUAUCUACGGCUUCGAGGAGUCCUGUUCUAUCUGGUACCCAAACAAGCAGGUCCAGCGGCGACUCUGGAUGGAAUAUGAAGACAUCAGUAAAGGCAACUCCCCAUCCGAUGAGUCAGAGGAGCGAGAAAGAGACCCCAAGGUGCUGACGUUCCCAGAAUACAUCGCCAGCCUGUCAGACUCUGGCACCAAGCGCAUGGCCGCUGGAGUCCGCAUGGAGUGCCAGAGCAAGGGACGAUGCCCCUCGUCCUGCCCCCUCUGUCACGUGACAUCCAGCCCUGACUCCCCUGCUGAGCCGGUUCUGCUGGAGGUGACCAAAGCAGCCCCCCUCUAUGAACUGGUGACCAACAACCAGACCCAGAGGCUCUUGCAGGAGGCCACCAUGAGCUCUCUCUGGUGCUCAGGGACAGGAGACGUCAUCGAGGACUGGUGUCGAUGUGACUCCACUGCCUUUGGAGCUGACGGACUCCCCACCUGUGCGCCUCUCCCGCAGCCUGUCCUGCGACUCUCCACGGUUUACGAGCCCAGCAGCACCCUCGUGGUCCUGGAAUGGGAACACUCGGAGCCGCCGAUCGGGGUGCAGAUUGUAGAUUACCUCCUCCGCCAGGAGAAAGUCACGGACAGGAUGGACCACUCCAAAGUGGAGACAGAAACGGUGCUGAGCUUUGUGGAUGACAUCAUCUCUGGAGCAAAGGCCCCUUGUGCCAUGCCAUCUCAGGUGCCAGACAAGCAGCUCACCACCAUCUCUCUGAUCAUACGAUGCCUAGAGCCCGACACCAUUUACAUGUUCACGCUGUGGGGGGUGGACAGCACAGGACGGCGCUCCAGGCCGAGCGAUGUGAUCGUGAAGACACCUUGCCCCGUGGUGGAUGACGUCAAAGCCCAAGAAAUAGCAGACAAGAUCUACAAUCUCUUCAACGGCUACACCAGUGGGAAGGAGCAGCAGACUGCCUACAACACCCUCCUGGAUCUGGGCUCCCCCACCUUGCAUCGCGUCCUCUACCACUAUAACCAGCACUAUGAGAGUUUUGGAGAAUUCACCUGGCGGUGUGAGGACGAAUUGGGCCCCAGGAAAGCGGGCCUCAUCCUUUCCCAGCUCGGGGACCUCAGCAGCUGGUGCAACGGACUCCUCCAGGAACCCAAGAUCGGCCUGCGCCGCAGCUCGCUCAACUACCUGGGCUGCCGCUACAGCGAGAUCAAGCCCUACGGACUGGACUGGGCCGAGCUCAGCCGGGACCUCAGGAAGACGUGCGAGGAGCAGACCCUGAGUGUCCCCUACAACGACUAUGGGGACGGCAAGGACAUCUAGCACCACGAGGCCCGGGUGCUGCUGCCAAAAUGAAGCAGGAGAGAGGAGGGGGAUAUCUGGGUUGGUUUGCGAAUUUUUAAUAUUUUUUAUUGGAACGUUAAAACCUCCAUGGCAACGUCGAAACCAGGGGGAAAGUGCGCCUUGCUCCCUGCGGAACUUCUUCGGUGUGAUGUUCUCCACCUGCAUGACCAGCACACCUGCCGGCCAGCGGCUUCAUGAAGCGCCGUAUUUUUUUAGAGGAUUACUUUGGGUCUAUUUUGCCAUUAAUUUGUUUCAUUCAUUUUUUUUUCUUUCAAGAAGUUCACCAAAAUGCUCAAGACUCUGUCAGGCUUCCCGUGAAAGGUCUAUCGGGU